CGCGGACCCGGGCAGAGGGCGGUGCGGCGGAGCGUCGCCUCCCCCAGCCCGCACGACGGCCGGACGGGGGCGAGGCGGCGGCCGGGGCGGGGGUUGCGGCGCUGCGGGGACGGGCCCCAGCCGAGCGGCGGACCGGCAGCAUGACAGGCAGCCGGCGGCCCGCAGCCGCCCCCCGCCAGCCGGCGGGGAGCGCGGCCCCAGCGCAAAGUGAGAUGGCCCCCCGGAAACAGCCGCGGCGGAGGCUGCGCGCCCCGCGGGCGGCGUGACCGCCUCCCGGCCAAGCCAUGGGCCAGACCUCGGUCUCCACGCUACCCGAGCCGGCCAGCGUGGAUGGUUUGGAUAAGGCUUCAAUCGCUAACUCGGAUGGACCAGCCCCAGGAUCCCAGACACCCCCCUUCAAGAGGAAGGGAAAACUUUCCACCAUUGGUAAAAUCUUCAAACCUUGGAAGUGGCGGAAGAAGAAGACCAGUGACAAAUUCAGGGAAACAUCAGCAGUGUUGGAAAGGAAGAUUUCAACAAGACAAAGCAGAGAGGAGCUGAUAAGAAGGGGAGUGCUGAAGGAAAUGCCCGAGCAAGAUGGUGAUGUAACAGUAAAUUUUGAAAGCUCAAAUGGACACACCAUAGCCAUUGGUGAAGAAGCUAUACAAGAGGAAAAUGUGGCAAAAGCCAGUGGAGAUAAUGGGACUUCAGCAGAGAAAACAUCAGCACUGGAAGGAAAGAAAGAAGAUCAUAAAGAGAGCACUACUGACCACUGCCCAGAAAUGCCAGCAUCUCAUGCUCCACCACUACCCAAGCCUAAGCCUAAGCCUAAAAAAGCUCCUCUACCACCAAAAAAUGCUAUUGCUGCUUCCACCACCACCAGCUGUAAGAGUAACGAAGCACCUCAUACUAAAAAAAAGGGGAAGGCUCCUGCUAAGCAGCCUCCUCUCCCACCGCCCAAGCCAACAAGUCACAGUGCGAGCCGAGAAGCUGCUAGUUCCUCUCAUGUGAAAAAAACACCAGUCUCCAAGUCUUCUUCAUCCCCAUGCCCUUCGUCCACAUCAUCUCAGCCCAAAGCCUCCAAGGAGACUUCCAGCAAAUCAAGCACAUCAGGGACUUCCAGGGGCAAGAAAAAGCCUGGGAAACAGUCAGCCCCACGAACAGCGCCAGAUGGGGCUGCCUCUUCCCCCUCAGGUGCCACAACCAGCAGGUUGGAAGUGAAGGCAGAAAAAUCUGAGCCUGAGCAACCUUCCGUAGUAGUUUCCGAAACGGAGGAUGCAGAGCAAGCAGGGAAGCUCAUUGUCCCCCCGCCUCCCACUGCUGCCCCUCCUCCACCUCCACUCCCACCUCCUUUUCCUACUGCACUUGUUCAGCAGACUAUCUCCUCAGAUGCCCAAGCUGUGUCAGACAGCUGUGUGGGAGGGCUGGCAGUCUCUGGAUCAGAUACUAAACCUCUUCUCUGGACUGAACAUGGCACAAAUGGGGACCUAAGCAGUGCAGCCCUAGACAGCAGUCGGGAUGCUAGUGGAGAAGACACAGAAAGCCUGGCUGCCAAAGAAGAUCAGGAAGUGGAGGCACCUGACCAGGUGCUCUCUGAACCAGUGGAGGAGGCUCCUGAUGCUGCUGCCCCCCAUGAGAGUGAAAGCAGCAGAGACAGCCACAGCAGUGACUCGGACUCAGAUGGGCCAAUACUGUACACAGAUGAUGACGAUGACGACGACGAUGAUGAUAAUGCAAGUGCUGAAAGCUCUUUGGCAAGUAAAAUUCGUCGCAGGGAUACACUUGCUAUCAAACUUGGCAACAGACCAUCUAAGAAAGAAUUAGAAGACAAAAACAUCUUGCAGCGUACAUCUGAAGAGGAGAGGCAGGAAAUCAGACAUCAGAUUGGAACGAAGCUAGUGAGGAGACUUAGCCAGAGGCCUACAACUGAAGAGCUAGAGCAAAGAAAUAUCCUGAAACAGAAGAAUGAAGAAGAGGAACAGGAAGCCAAAAGAGAAAUAAAACGUAGACUCAGUAGAAAGCUCAGCUUGAGGCCUACGGUGGCUGAACUUCAGGCAAGAAGAAUCCUCCGAUUCAAUGAGUAUGUGGAGGUCACGGAUUCUCCCGAUUAUGACCGGCGUGCCGACAAGCCUUGGGCCAGGUUAACUCCUGCAGACAAGGCAGCAAUACGGAAAGAACUGAAUGAAUUUAAAAGCACAGAAAUGGAAGUACAUGAGGAGAGUCGGCAGUUUACCAGGUUUCAUCGUCCAUAACUGUUUGACCACAUCACAUAGUUCAUGUGACAGUUUUCUUUGGGGAAAUCACUUUGUCCUGAAGAGCUGAGAUUGCACUGGAACUUGACUGAGUAUGAGCGUGUGCUGGAGCUUAGCCUGAGGUUAAAGAAGGAUGUGGCCCUCAUCUUUAUCAAUGGACAACUGAGCUGUCUAGGAGGAGAACCUACAUGAAGUGUUUGCUGGUGUUAAGAAAGACCACAGUCUGUGACUAGCCCACACAGAUGAGUCACUGGACUUCUUCCUCGGAGCUCCACGAGUCAGGAAGUGCUGAAGACAAUCGCUUGAGGGCCUCUUACCAGGAACUCACCAGACUUCACAGGGUUAUGACUGAGGGUAACUGAGAAGUGGGAGGGUGAAAAGAACUGAGUGCAUGGGGGAAGAGAGACUUUGCUUUUCAGUGCACAGAGAACAAAUGGGACCUGCUUAACAAUAGACUGGGCCAGUGGGAGGGACUGUUUUUUUUAACUGAGAGUGCAAGUAACUGUGCAUGUAUUUUUUUAGUGGCCUCAGCCUGUCUUAGAAAGAGAGCAAGCCAUGAGCCCUCGUGUCAUCCAUACUUUAGUGAAGAACUGUAAUUCUCUCUGGUGCCAGCAAGUGCAGUUGCCAGACAUUAGUCCUAGUAGAACUCAGCUGUCUUUUUUUUAAGUCCUGAUGAGCAUGCUUCAAGAAAGUACACUGAACAUUCAUACAGAGUAAGUCAUCUGGUUUUUAGUUUUGAAUGUUGACAUAUUCUGGAUCCGCAGAAAUACUUAAACAGGAGUUGAAGGACAAAUAAUGUGACACUAUGGAUGCAACUAAAUGCUUGAUGUGUAGAAACGCUCCUUGCUGCCUGCCACGUGCCAUCCCAAACAGAGCCUGUUCUUUCUCACCUAUGGCAGGCAGUGGUGACAAAUUUGACAUCAUGCUAGUCUGAACCCAAAAUCAGAACUGAAAUUAGGCACAAAAGCCUUUACUAGUAGGCAUGGGCAGUGAUUACUAAUGCAGCCUUUGAUGCUGAAGGACUCUUGCACUACUCUGAGGAAGAACUCCCAAAUUAAUCAGUAUGUCUUCAGCCAGCAGUCCUGUAAAAGGGAAUGGAAAAUCCUUAAAGAGUGUCUGUAGCCUGUUUUUGUUGAGUGUGAAGAAUGGUUCUUAGAUUGGUCAUUUUUUUAUACUCUCUUGAAAUUGUACCUGUGAAUACAGUACUACUAAACUUAAGUGGUAUGAAGUGUGAAAGGCAAUACAUGGUUUUUGUAAGCUGGCCCAAAGGCCUAUUAAAAAAGCCUGUGGCGUUGUUUACACUAAGAAA
Molecule: messenger RNA, 3540 nt
Organism: Pogoniulus pusillus (Red-fronted tinkerbird)
Lineage: Eukaryota; Metazoa; Chordata; Aves; Piciformes; Lybiidae
Gene: PHACTR2
Product: phosphatase and actin regulator 2
Exons: 13
Coding region: 285-2231 (648 amino acids)
Biological process (GO): actin cytoskeleton organization
Molecular function (GO): actin binding
Source: RefSeq, a predicted model, not a curated record